Metopolophium dirhodum (rose-grain aphid) is the source of this 375-nucleotide messenger RNA. Its product is annotated as motile sperm domain-containing protein 1-like. Gene Ontology annotation, cellular component: cytoplasm. The record is from RefSeq and is a predicted model, not a curated record. Lineage: Eukaryota; Metazoa; Arthropoda; Insecta; Hemiptera; Aphididae.
AUGAUGACCGAAUGUAAAGUCCCUGUAUUUGUUAGUCCCCAAUCGUUAACUUUCAGUUUGGAGGACAAGUCAUCCCACAGACAAAUAAUUACACUAUUUAAUCCAUACGACUUCCCUGUCAGAUUUAAAGUUUUUUGUACUUGCACUAAAAAGUAUACUGUAGUGGAACCAGAAGGUUCCAUAAGUGCCAGUUCUCGAGUGGAUAUAGUUGUCAGGCACAAUGCUCCUGCGCCAGCAUUCUGCGAUAUCAGAGAUAAAUUCCGAAUACAAAUGCAAUAUUAUACUACUAAAAAAGUCAUUGGACACAAAGAUGUUGAAACAAUAUUAGUAAGGUCUUCCGACAAUUUUGAAUUACCACCUGAAAAUUUCAAGCAA